Molecule: messenger RNA, 411 nt
Organism: Serendipita indica DSM 11827
Lineage: Eukaryota; Fungi; Basidiomycota; Agaricomycetes; Sebacinales; Serendipitaceae
Source: the annotation of a GenBank genome assembly
AUGGCCCCUAACUCUCUGCAAAUCCUCACGCUGUGGCUUGCACUCGCGUUAGCUGGCUUCGUCCAAGCGGCAGUGCCCAUUAUCCAGACCACUUCAGGCAAAAUACGAGGUAAAGCCGUCUCGAAUGCGACAAACGCAUACUUGGGCAUCCCAUUCGCUCAACCUCCCGUUGGACCUCUUCGUUUUCUGGCUCCAAAGCCACUUUUGACGCCCUCUGUCACCCGUAAUGCGACUGCGUUUGGGCUCUCAUGUAUUCAGCUCGGAGCCAACCCGCCAGACCCUUCUCCUGCCGGUGAAGACUGUCUUACAAUCAACGUUUGGACCUCACCGUCGGACUCGAGAAAGCUCAAGCCUGUCUUUGUCUGGGUUUACGGUCACGGCGGGCGGGUGAUUCUCUUAGACAAAUAUUGA